AGACGGGCUGCCACAGAGGCAUUGCAGACAGCGCGUUUGGGAGGUGUAGUGGAAGAAAGGCAAAGAAACGGAGUAAAUGAGAGCACUUUUGUCCAGAUUGUUGAAGGACUUAUCAACUUAAUACACCGCCGAAACAGCUCACUAUAAUGAGACGGACACAUUGUUGAAUUCCUGUCCAGGUAAAUGUCCGCGUUUCCUUCGCAUGGUUAACUACAAGAGGUCGACAGCUAGACAGGGUAACCACCAUUGAGAAGGCGGCUGUGAACCCCAGGACCUCGUCUCCAGGCUCCAGCAAAGAGCCCUGUGAAGAAAACUUGGGAAACUAAGCUGUGUCUCUCCCUGCGGGAAACCUGGAUCCUCCACCCUGCCCACCAACAUGACCAAUGUGGUGAUUGUCAAGGAGGGGUGGCUGCAUAAAAGAGGAGAAUACAUCAAGACCUGGAGGCCGAGGUAUUUUCUCCUGAAGAGUGAUGGUACAUUCAUUGGCUACAAAGAGCGACCGCAAGAUGUUGACCAGCUGGAAACCCCCUUAAAUAACUUCUCUGUCGCACAGUGCCAGCUGAUGAAGACGGAACGGCCCAAGCCCAACACAUUCAUCAUCCGCUGCCUGCAGUGGACCACUGUCAUCGAGCGCACCUUCCACGUGGAGACCCCCGAGGAGAGGGAAGAAUGGACUAAAGCCAUCCAAGCUGUGGCUGAAGGCCUCCAGAAACAAGAGGAGGAGAUGAUGGACUCCUCUCCGGACCCCAUGGACAUGGAGGUCUACCUGACCAAACCCAGACAGAAAGUGACUAUGCACGACUUUGAAUACCUCAAACUCCUGGGAAAAGGCACUUUUGGCAAAGUUAUCCUGGUAAAGGAGAAGGCCACAGGACGCUACUACGCCAUGAAGAUCCUGAAGAAGGAGGUGAUCGUAGCAAAAGAUGAAGUGGCACACACACUCACAGAGAACAGAGUCCUCCAGAAUUCAAAGCAUCCGUUCUUGACAGGACUGAAAUACUCCUUCCAGACACAUGACCGCUUGUGCUUUGUCAUGGAGUAUGCAAACGGCGGCGAGCUUUUCUUCCACCUGUCAAGGGAUCGUGUAUUCUCUGAGGAGCGGGCGCGAUUCUACGGCGCAGAGAUUGUGUCAGCACUGGACUACCUGCAUGCUGAGAGAAACGUGGUGUAUCGAGAUCUUAAGCUGGAAAACCUUAUGCUGGACAAAGACGGACACAUAAAGAUCACAGAUUUCGGCCUGUGUAAGGAGGGGAUCAAAGAUGGCGCCACUAUGAAGACUUUCUGUGGGACGCCAGAAUACCUGGCACCUGAGGUGCUGGAAGACAAUGACUACGGCCGCGCUGUGGACUGGUGGGGUCUGGGGGUGGUGAUGUACGAGAUGAUGUGCGGCAGACUGCCUUUCUACAACCAGGACCACGAGAAGCUGUUCGAGCUCAUCCUCAUGGAAGACAUUCGCUUUCCUCGGACACUCGGGCCCGAGGCUCGCUCGCUGCUCUCUGGCCUCCUUAAGAAGGAACCCAUGCAGAGGUUAGGUGGCGGGCCUGACGAUGCCAAGGAAAUCAUGCAGCACAAGUUCUUUGCAGCAAUUGAAUGGCAAGACGUUUAUGAGAAGAAGCUGGUCCCGCCCUUUAAGCCCCAAGUUACCUCGGAGACGGACACACGAUAUUUUGACGAGGAGUUCACAGCACAGACCAUCACUAUUACGCCACCCGGACAAGAUGACAGUAUGGAGUCGUUUGACAGCGAGCGGAGACCCCACUUCCCCCAGUUCUCCUACUCUGCCAGUGGGACGGCCUGAAGCGACUAUCAUACGUUCACCUGGUCCCACCGCCUCCCCUUACCCCCACCCGACUGCACUCUCUAAAGACCGGGGCCCCAGCCCCAUCCUCCCUGCAUUGUCUGCAAGAUGCCGUCGGUGGAUGUAACAUUUCAAAUCUGCAAGUUGUGUUUUCCAGGAAGGAGGAAAUUCAAGACAAAACAAAGAUCACUGUGGUUGUUCUGUGAGGCCUUUGAAGACUGACCACGAGAGAUUUUAACACUACCCUGCAUCUCCUAGUUGUUAUGUUGUAUACUGAGCAGGCAUCCAUACACCAUAAUGAUUGGGGAAAUGUAGUCAUGUUAUGCACAAAUUAGGCCACUGAUGUGAAUUUUUGUAAUAAAAAUAUACAACUGAAUAUGAAUCAACCAUUUCACACAGAAAACAGGCAGACUGCGGACCAAAAAAGAUCACGUGAGCAGAGAGUGUGUUUUGUCGAGUGGGUAAUAAAUCCAUGUUUUCCUCUCUAAGACUUCUGAACAAUUCAAGUACCAUUAAGACUUCUGAGACAUUUUUUAGGCUUCAAAAGUGAAUGUACUGUAUCAAAUAAAGUCAACAUUUCUUCAUACUUA
Molecule: messenger RNA, 2388 nt
Organism: Eleginops maclovinus (Patagonian blennie)
Lineage: Eukaryota; Metazoa; Chordata; Actinopteri; Perciformes; Eleginopidae
Gene: akt1
Product: v-akt murine thymoma viral oncogene homolog 1
Exons: 14
Coding region: 377-1798 (473 amino acids)
Biological process (GO): protein phosphorylation
Cellular component (GO): nucleus; cytoplasm
Molecular function (GO): protein serine/threonine kinase activity; ATP binding
Source: RefSeq, a predicted model, not a curated record